Molecule: messenger RNA, 1514 nt
Organism: Anthonomus grandis grandis
Lineage: Eukaryota; Metazoa; Arthropoda; Insecta; Coleoptera; Curculionidae
Exons: 2
Coding region: 184-1248 (354 amino acids)
Source: RefSeq, a predicted model, not a curated record
UUCAUCGAUACCGCGGCGCGGGAAUUAAACCGCUGAUUCAAGACUUUUACCCUGUGGCGUGUGUGUACAUGUGAACAAGGUGUGUAUUUUUUAUUUGGAUAAAUAUUUCAAAAUCAAAAAAUGUAAGUACAAAUUCUACAAUUAUUGUUUCUUGGUUUUUAGCCUUUUUUUUUUUUAGUAAAAAUGGUUUCCGAGUCUAGCGAUUCCGAAAAUGAAAUUUCGAACAAGGAGUUACUCAAAAAAAUUAAAAAACUAGAACGGAAAAUUCAUAAAAAGAAACGUAGACACAGACAGCGUUCAGGGUCAAAUGAUCGCAGAUCAUUUGACCGUAGAUCCGUAUUUGAACGUAGAUCAAGAACCAGAUCAAGGUCUAGAUCGAACAGCCUAAGGCGACAAAGAGAUAAUCGUAGCCGGAGAGGCUCGAUGUCUCGACAAAAUAGUGAAGAUCGAAUCUCUCAAGGUUCGGCGAAUCACAUUCUUGAAUUGGAUGAUCACAGUCUGCGAGAUGUGACUUCCAUUGAACCCCCUAACCUUACUGAACCUAGACCUGCGUCGCCAGAAUUAGAAAUUCAUAACGAUGUGGAUAUAUCAGAUGACCUUAUAAAGAUCUUAGGAAAGGAUCCAGAGCAAAAUCCUGAGGCAAAUGCUGUACUUCAUCCAGCCUUAACUUCUAGAUGGAGCCAUCUCUUAAUAAAUGGUUUAGAGAAGGAAGAAAAGCUUACGUUGCUAAACAAAUAUGUGCUUCCUUCUAAUUGUGAAGCGAUGGCUCCACCGGAAGUUAACCCAGAAAUAUUAAAUAUUCUGUCUAAUUCUAAUUCUAAUAGGGAUAAAAAUUUACAAGGCCAACAAACCCAGCUAUCCAAAGGUCUAGUUGCCCUUUCAAAGGGAAUGGAGGUUAUAUUGGCAGAUAAAGAGAUUCCAAAGGGAAUAAAAGAAACUCUUCUAGAGUACUUAAGCGAUUCUGGGCGCAUAUUGACGGACUUACAAUACAAUAUAACAAUGGUUAGACGCAAUCUAAUAACCCCUAGCUUAAGUAAAUCUGUCAAGGAGGCUGUGGAAAAAACCAAACCAUUAAAUUUUCUGUUUGGCUCAGACCUGACAGAAAAGGUUAAAGAGGCAAAAUCAUUGGAAAGGACAAGUAAAGAUCUAAGAUUGAUACCCACAACAUCCCAAAGUAAAGUACAAUAUACACCCACAGCCUAUAAUAAUAAAUACCCCAAGAAAAGGGGGGGGGGUCAACAUCACUAGCCGCAAUACUAACACCGGUCCUUUAAACAGGGCUCGCCCAUCCUAUCGACGACGAGAGCCGAUGGGAUCACAAAAGGGACACUUCUCGAACCCAGAUUUUCCGAACCGACAAUACAGAAAGAGGAAAUAAACAGAUCAACAUCCCCUUGCAAAAAGCCUUAUCCUGGUGGCUGCGAAAUUAUCACCGAGGGAUUUAAGCAAAAGCAAAUACCUGAAUGUGCAAUAAAUACAAUGUUAAAAUCAAUAACUCCAUCGACAAUAAAACA